Molecule: messenger RNA, 1770 nt
Organism: Podospora pseudopauciseta
Lineage: Eukaryota; Fungi; Ascomycota; Sordariomycetes; Sordariales; Podosporaceae
Exons: 2
Coding region: 1-1467 (488 amino acids)
Biological process (GO): protein phosphorylation
Molecular function (GO): protein serine/threonine kinase activity; ATP binding
Source: RefSeq, a predicted model, not a curated record
AUGUCCCCCCACAAAAUCAUCAGCGCCCCCACCCGGGAAUCCCUCCUGUCCCUCCCCUCCCCGGACUACACCCUCAUCAAAUCCCUCGGCAACGACCGCUUCCUCCUCCGCCGCAACAACGACGGCCUCCCCCUGCUGGGCCACUACUGGACAGAAUACUACCAACCCAGCACCUCCCCCGUCCACACCCUCGUCCAGCGCGGCGCCGGCGCCGCCGCCGCCGCAGUGCUCAACCACGAAAACUUGGUUUCCUUGCGCGGCGAGGCCGCGAACUGGGUUCCCCUGAAAGUGAACGGUAAGCCCGUCCAAGCCAAGCAGGUCCUCCUUUUAUGGGACUGGUGCGAUGGUGGAAGUCUAGAACAAUUCUUGGAACAGAGCGAGAAGGAGAUUGAUAUCUCCGAGGUGCAGAACGGGGGGGAGUUCAUGCCUGAGAGUUUCUGCUGGCAUGUUCUCACCAGUGUUCUCAGGGCGUUGCAGUGGUUGCAUCAGGGGAUUAGGGAGACGUAUGGGGUUGUGGAGCUGGACAGGGAGGGGUAUGGGAUGGGAUAUGUGGAACAUCCGGGGCAGAGGGGGAGGGCGGGGAGGCUGAGGGUUGUCAAUCGAAUGACGCUUCCGACCCCGGAAAAGGGGGAGAAAGGGGGGUGGAAGAGGGCGAGGAGGGAUGAUGAUUGGUUUCCUGUUUUGCAUAGGGAUAUCAGGGCUAGUAAGAUUUUUCUUCAGCACCCUCUCGGCACGGAGACGUACGGGAUGGUCAAGCUGGGGGAUUUGAGGUAUUGUGCUGUUAGCGGGACGGUGGUCAGUGAGGGGGGGUUUGGGUUAGAUAAGGUUCCUGUUGUGGCGCCGGAGAGGGUGCAGGAGUUGGGGAGGUAUGUUGAGAAGGAUGGGGGGGCGUACAUCAAUGGGAUUGGGGAGCUGAGGAAGAGGAUGGUGGGGUGGUGGAAAGAUGCGGCAACGGUUGAUAAGACUGAAAGACCAUACACCGCCGGCAACGACCUCUUUUCUGUAGGAGCGAUCCUCUACCACAUGAUGAUGGGCACACAGAUGGUCAACCCUGAAGAGUGUCCUGUCAAAGGUUGCGGGUGCAUCCAUUUGUUCGAUGGUCCUGAGAAGGAUGAGGAAGCUUCUCAGCUUCCGGGCUGUACCGAUGGGUGUCCUCGGCCGGAUACCGACAUCAGACGAUGCUUCAACAACACCGGCUACACGACUGAGCUCAAGCAGGUCGUGGGUGCGUUGUUGAGGUGCAACCGGGAGGUGACUUGGUCGGCGAGCGAGGCUAUGGAGGCGGCAUGGAAGGGGUAUCAAACGUGGACUCGCACGACCGAGGAUGGACAGGCGUAUCGGGAUAUUUAUGAGGAUAUUCUGUUCAGGAGGCAGAACCAGGAGAGGAUCAAUGGCGAGGUGCCUGAGUGGACGAAUAAUAUGGCUUAUCAGGUCAGGAGAAGCCUCAACCCGAAUGUGGCUAUCUAGGUUUUCUUGGGUUUGUCUUUUGUUUUGGUAGGGUUCAAUGGAAUGGGAGAGGGAGAGGGGAGUAGGGAGUCAGUCGAUCAUUUGCUUGCUUCGAAUCAGAAUUCUGUCUUUGUUGAAAAUACACAGUGAUAAAAAAACAAGCAAAAAGCUCACCGGCCAACCUUUCUCGUUUCUAUGUUGAGAAGGGUGACUCGGCUACGAAAAACCCGUGGGUUUUGCUCCGGAUAGGAUACGAUCGAGAAGGCUGUUGGACCCAAUCCUUCAAUUGGGAGCAACUCCAGCACAUUUACCACUGGACCAGAG